ACAAGCCGGUGUAGAGUAGUGUGCGAGAGGCGGCGAGGCAAAUCUAACCACGUUCUGUUGUAUUCCCCACCUGGGCUCUCCAGCUCCCUCCAGGAUCCGAUGAUUACAGGGCAGUUGAGCAAGCCGCUGCUCUCCCUGCGCAGCGAGAUGAGCGCGGCAGAACUCCGGGCAGAGGACAAGGCGGCCACCCCAGACAGCAAGCUCAAUGACGAGCCCCUGCUCCUGUCCUCCGAGGCCAUGGGCAGAGAGGACAUUCCCAACAAGCUCUAUGGAGCCCGUGACGGCUCUGUCCAGUCUGAUGCCAGCAACAGCCCGUCAGAACAGUGUCAUCUGGGUCAGUCUCACCCAGCCUACCCAGUAGGACCACAGUCUUUGCUGGUGGCCCAGCAGCUGGCCGGGGGGUCGCCAGGCCUGAACCAGCCCAUCCUCAUCCCCUUCAACACGGGCGGCCACCUGGGAGGCCAGCAGGGUCUUGUGAUUUCCCUGCCCACCGCCAAUAUCCAGGGCCUGGUGGCUGCAGCAGCUGCACAGGGCAUCAUGACGCUUCCCUUACAGAACCUGCAAGAAUCCCGCGAGACCCGCGAGAUUCGGGAGUCCUGUUCCCCUGUCAAACUCGAGGAUGCGUCUACCUCAUCCCUGAACUCCCAGCUUCAGCACCUGCAGCAGCUCCAACAGAUACAACAGCACCACCAUCAGCAACAACAGCACCACCAUCAGCAACAGCAACACCGCCAUCAGCAGCAUCAACACUCCCACAGCCACGCCCACAACCAGCUGUCAUCGCGGGGUCGCAUCUCCCCGCCCGGCCUUCAGCAGUCCUCUGUCUCGGUCCCCUCCCCUGGCUCCGCCUCCUCAUCCACCACCUCCAUGACUGGCUCUGGCCAACCGCCACAGUCUUCGCCCCUCCGGCAAAACCAAUCGCCGGCCCGCAGCCUACCCUCGCCCGUCACCCCGCCCAUGCCACUGCAGUUGAACCCUCUGGCCAGCCAGGCAGCGGUGGCGGCGGCUGCAGCAGCUAUGGGCUCCAUCGCCGGGUCCCAGGUCUUUGGCAACGCCCUCUCCAACCUGCAAGCUGGAGUCACGGGUCAGCUGGUCACCAAUGCACAAGGACAGAUAAUUGGAACGAUCCCACUGAUGCCCAACUCUGGGGGGCCCUCGAGCCAAUCAGGGGGCGGAAACCCUGCGCUGCAGGUCCAGCCAAUUACACCUCAGCUUCUGACCAACAACCAGGGCCAGAUCAUCGCCACGGUGAUUGGCAAUCAGAUCCUGCCUGUCAUCAACACCCAGGGAAUCACGCUGUCACCAAUCAAGCCUGGACAGCAGCUGCCUCAGGCUCAGCAGGUUCAGACAGGCCCAGUGUCGUCUCAGCCCAACCUGCUCCACAUGCCCCACAGCCAGAGUCCUCUCCGCCAGGUCUCUUCCUCCUCAUCAUCGUCCUCUUCCUCCUCCGCUCUCAGUGUGGGUCAGCUGGUCAGCAACCCCCAGAUGGCUCCCCGCGAGGUGGAUGGGGUCAACCUGGAGGAGAUUCGGGAGUUUGCCAAAGCAUUCAAGAUCCGUCGCUUGUCCCUUGGCCUGACUCAGACUCAGGUGGGACAGGCACUCAGCGCGGCCGAGGGCCCAGCCUAUAGUCAGUCUGCCAUCUGCAGACACACCAUCCUGAGAAGCCACUUUUUCCUACCACAGGAAGCCCAAGAGAACACUAUAGGUAGCAGUCUGACAGGCAAACUGAACCCUGGCCUUUUAUAUCCUGCCAGGUUUGAGAAGUUGGACAUCACCCCAAAAAGCGCCCAGAAGAUUAAGCCCGUUCUGGAGCGCUGGAUGGCCGAGGCCGAGGCCCGCCACCGGUCCGGCAUGCAGAACCUGACCGAGUUUAUUGGCAGUGAGCCCUCCAAAAAACGCAAGCGGAGGACCUCGUUCACCCCGCAAGCGCUGGAGAUCCUAAACAGCCACUUCGAGAAGAACACGCACCCCUCUGGACAGGAAAUGACCGAGAUAGCCGAGAAACUGAACUAUGACCGCGAGGUGGUCCGCGUCUGGUUCUGCAACAAGAGGCAAGCGUUGAAAAACACAAUAAAGCGGUUGAAACAGCCCGGUGACCUGGACCUGGACCUCGGCCUGACCGCGCCCAUGGACCCUCUCUGUGAUUCUCUGGAUGAGAUCCCAAAAUGAAUGACCAAAACUAGAGAUAAAGAGAAAAGUCCAAACAACAUGGUGGAUCAUGACCCAAAGUGGGAAGAAGAACGAAAGAACAUUCCAGCCCUUUUAUAGAGUCACCUGAAAAGGACAGUUAGGAAAGUUUGCAAACGAGAAUACGUGUUAUCAGUGUGAUUACCACAGUUAUUGACCUUUGCCGAAAUCCCAAAAUAAAAAUAAAUAUGUUAGUAUUUGAUAGAAAAAGAUUACAAACCUAGAGUGUGCUGUUUCAAAGAGUUCUAGUUCUGGCCUCAUAGACCAGAAUAUUGUCCAAAUUUGGGUUCCCAUUAGGGAGAUUUUAGUAAAGCAAUCAUGCCAAAAUCAAAGACAAAAACACUAACUACUUACCAAAGUCUGUUGCAUCGGAAUACUAAGAAUAAUUUUUUAAGUGUAAAAGUGUUCUAAAUUUUUACAUUUGUACUGGCAAGAACAUCUAAGAUAUGUGUGUGAGUUUGGCUGUACAUUUUAUCUUUGUCUCACUUAAUUUCAUUAUCUCCCGUGUUUAUAUGUAAAUAUCUACUAAAUUGAAACCACAAUGUCAAAUUUGUCAUGUAAAUGCGUUUCUUUGCUGUUCAACAAUGGCAUAUUGUUUGUCUCAGACUCUUUCUCAUCUGCAACUAUUUUCAGUCACAGUGUAACUUUGUACAACUUUUACAAGUAUUUAUCGAUGAUUUUAUGAGAUUGUCUAUGUUUUGGAGGAAGGGUAAUAAACUGAAGGCUGUCUAAACAAUGAGGGGAUACUCUGUACCUAACCAUAUAGGUUCUGUCUCUGUGCACCGACUCUAUUGUGGAUAUGUCUGAAGCUACUGUAUCUCAUUCUGUUGCCAAAGCCUGAUAGCCAAAGAACACAUUACUUCAGCUCAAGAACAUGGGGGUAUUUUACCUUGGCCAAUAACAUGUUUUCGUUAUUGUUAUGUGCCUAAGUUCCCUUUCUCUGGUUAUUUUUUACUGUACAGUUUCUUUCAUACACUGAGCUCAACUAAGUUACACAAAGGCCAACAGAAUGCCAAAUAACAUUUUGAUUCCCAAAAAUGACUCUUUGUUAGUUCACAACCCUUUGAUAUUGCAAUAUAGAACAUGUGUUUUACUGUGAGGACUUGUCUGCCCAUCCCUUUCUGAAUUGUGUGUCUAGUUGUUUCUAUUUGAAGAAUUGCUCCUGCAUGUUUGAGAUGAACCACUUAUAACAAAGUCGGACUUACAGAAAUCUGGAAACAAGACAACAUAAAACACAAAAAGCCUGAGUUCCAAAUCCCUAAAUUACAUGUAUAUUUUUCAGAGUACAUUGUCACUGAGAACAAAUGACACGUUAGUGGUUUUAGCAAAUAUUUUUUUUUACAUGAUUUGACCUUUAGAGCAAAAUGUGCAUUACUUCCCUUUAGCAUUCAGUAACUCAUUAUAAUCUUAUCAAUCUGAACGUUUUCUAAUCGCUGAAUCUUUGUCUUCAGGGGUCAAAUAUGUUUUUUGUGGAAAUGUCCUGCUGCGGUUUGGUUUCUUUUCUUGGAGUGAUUCUACAGUGAAGCCUUGACAGACAGUAUAGCCUAAUUCAAAAAAGUAUUUUGGGGAAAAGUCGUGUGAAAUGCAAGACAACCAAGUAGCCCUUUCGCAAUACAUAAUCCAUAUUCAUUUCAACCAACAAAUCAGAGGGUGUUAUUGCUGUGUAGAUGUUGAAUAUGAACAGAGUGUCGUCACAACAUGUAGCUCACCUCCUAUAGGUGUACUUCAAUAUUACCAGGACCCACAUGGAGGAUUUAAGGAAUCCAUAUUGUUACACCACUGAUGUGUUAAUAACCUAUAGGCCUACAGCCAUUGUGUUGAACUAUAAAGAGUAUUGCAAACUGAUACACACAUGUAAAAAACACUUUUCAGAACUCGUAAGAUUACACAUUGAUAUGAAAUGUUCUAAUUUGAUUCAAGUAAAACACUUAGUCCCACUUUACACUGGUGCUUGCCUAGCAGCAUAAAGUGCACUUGAUAACACUUACAAACACAUACGGAAAUAGACAUUAGUUGAGGAGAGUAUACAGAAGGCUGAGGUUUGAGAGGCACUACAUAGGAGCCCCCCUUACGUGUUCAUUUACCCUUUAUUAUUUAAUGUAGGCCUACCUUGAGCAAAGAUUGAAUACUUUUAGCAGGAAGUCAUUUUUAACAGUGUAAUAUUGUAAGUCAGUAUUACUAAAUGGUGUUGAAUCAUAAUAUACUGUAAGUCAUAUGUGAUUUGACUCAAUUUAAAGACUUUUGUGCGUUCCCCCUCUGUCUCUCACCCCACCUCAUCCCAACAUGUAAGAGAAGUGAUUAUGCGGCUUCUGUAUUGUAUGGGCAGGUAGUACUGAGGCUAA
This is a messenger RNA of Oncorhynchus keta (chum salmon), 4529 nucleotides long. Its product is annotated as POU domain, class 6, transcription factor 2-like. The transcript has 10 exons. Gene Ontology annotation, biological process: regulation of transcription by RNA polymerase II. The coding region runs from base 100 to 2169 and encodes 689 amino acids. Lineage: Eukaryota; Metazoa; Chordata; Actinopteri; Salmoniformes; Salmonidae. The record is from RefSeq and is a predicted model, not a curated record. Gene Ontology annotation, molecular function: DNA-binding transcription factor activity, RNA polymerase II-specific; RNA polymerase II cis-regulatory region sequence-specific DNA binding.